Messenger RNA from Acomys russatus (golden spiny mouse), 835 nucleotides. RefSeq names its product LSM2 homolog, U6 small nuclear RNA and mRNA degradation associated (gene Lsm2). The transcript has 4 exons. Gene Ontology annotation, cellular component: catalytic step 2 spliceosome; Lsm1-7-Pat1 complex; precatalytic spliceosome. Gene Ontology annotation, biological process: mRNA splicing, via spliceosome. The coding region runs from base 219 to 506 and encodes 95 amino acids. NCBI's taxonomy places the organism in Eukaryota, Metazoa, Chordata, Mammalia, Rodentia, Muridae. Gene Ontology annotation, molecular function: RNA binding. The record is from RefSeq and is a predicted model, not a curated record.
CCCGCCCCCUCCGGUUCGGCGGUCCUCUCUGCUCGGCCGUACACGGCUCGGCCGCGCGCUCUCGGCCCGGCGACUUUGGCGGCUCCCCCGUGCGCCUGCGUGAUCCUGUCCCGCCCCACGCGCGGGCCGGCUCGCGCCCGGUCUCUCGCCCCGCCUCCGGCCCGCAGCCCCCGGCCCUUCCCCGCGCGGUCCAGUCCCCAGCGCGUGGCGCCAGCACCAUGCUCUUCUACUCCUUUUUCAAGUCCCUUGUGGGCAAGGAUGUGGUCGUGGAACUGAAGAACGACCUGAGCAUCUGUGGAACCCUCCACUCUGUGGACCAGUACCUCAACAUAAAACUCACGGACAUCAGCGUCACCGACCCUGAGAAGUACCCUCACAUGCUGUCAGUCAAGAACUGCUUCAUCAGGGGCUCUGUGGUCCGCUACGUGCAGCUGCCAGCCGACGAGGUGGACACACAGCUACUGCAGGACGCGGCCAGGAAGGAGGCUCUUCAGCAGAAGCAGUGAUGGCGCGCCCCUCCCCCAGCCCCUCCCAUGGGUGGCCUGUAGGUGAUGUCCAGCUGGGGACCAGGGCACCCUGCCGAUGCUUACGGUGUGUUUGGUUAAUAGUAACUUUUCUUUUUAACUGGAUGGAUGAGAGCGAUGGUUCCUCAGUUGGAGGGGGGAAGGAACCUGGGAAAGGCAGAGCGUUGUGGACGGCUCCCAGUCCAGACCUUUCUUUCAACCUCCCUGGAGAUGGUGGGAGCACCUGGGCCUUUCCAGGGCGACAUUUGAUACGUUUGGGGCAUGGAAAGAAUCUGUCCCGCAUCGGGAAUAAAACUUAUGGUGCAAACUGA